AUGAAAGGUGGUGCAGCUGUAUAAUAAAACUCUGUGAUUGAUAAGAUAUCAAUAUUAUUGAAUAAGAUAUUUGCAUAUAGCAAUUUAGCAGAAAGAGAAGGAAAAGGAAUUUGCCCAAAUAUUUUCACACGAUAGUAAGAUAUCAUCCAGAAAUUGGUUUCUCUGCAAAGAAUGGGAGUAAACGAUGAGAUAUUUGUUACGGGAUUAUUUUUGGUUGACCGUCUGACAACAAAUAACAACUUUUACCUAAAUAAAAGGAAUAUUUACAAUCUUCUGAUGACAGCCAUCAUUCUCUGUCUUAAGAUGUAUGACGAUAACCAAAAUGUCUAACACAUCUAUUCAAUCAUUUUUGAAACCAAUAGAGAGAUCCUCAACAAAAUGGAGAAAAAAUUCAUGAAGCUCAUAAAAUACUAACUAUUUGUGAAAACAGAAGAUUUCUUCAAUUACAGAGCGCGGUUACUUAAAUUAAAAGAUUGAUGGUUUGCACAACUCAU
Paramecium tetraurelia is the source of this 494-nucleotide messenger RNA. RefSeq lists its product as uncharacterized. The transcript is spliced from 3 exons. Gene Ontology annotation, molecular function: protein kinase binding. NCBI's taxonomy places the organism in Eukaryota, Ciliophora, Oligohymenophorea, Peniculida, Parameciidae. The record is from RefSeq and is a predicted model, not a curated record. Gene Ontology annotation, biological process: regulation of cyclin-dependent protein serine/threonine kinase activity.